Camelus dromedarius (Arabian camel) is the source of this 4682-nucleotide messenger RNA. RefSeq names its product PHD finger protein 19 (gene PHF19). Lineage: Eukaryota; Metazoa; Chordata; Mammalia; Artiodactyla; Camelidae. Gene Ontology annotation, biological process: regulation of DNA-templated transcription; chromatin organization. The coding region runs from base 807 to 2549 and encodes 580 amino acids. The record is from RefSeq and is a predicted model, not a curated record. Gene Ontology annotation, cellular component: nucleus. The transcript is spliced from 15 exons. Gene Ontology annotation, molecular function: chromatin binding; DNA binding.
UUGCUCACGUCCGAAGUCAGGCUGCGGCUGGAUUGGGAUGGGGGAGGCUUGGCAUCGGAGCAACUGAAGAGAGGAGCUUUUGAACCCGAAGGGGGUACUUCUGCAAGCAUUUUUGUCCUGCCGAACACCGUUUUUAAAAAGCCAACGGCCGCCCUGGGAGAGGCCCCGGCGCAUGAAUCAUCCUCGCUUCCUGCCCCCGCCCGGCCCCGCGCUCCGGGUGCCGCGGAUUUGAACUGGACGCCGACGGGAACCCGCAAACAGGCAUUUCUUUGCAGAUGGGUUUGAAUCAGCCAAUCACAGCCCGCGGGGGCCCGCUCCGGGAGGAUGGAGGCGCGGGUUGGGGGGGCCGCCACCCGGGGGCCCCCCGCCCGGCCAAGGGGGGCGCGGCGACCGGGCCUGCUCCCAACGGCACGGCGGGGGAGGAAGUGUCAGUUUGUGAACCUGCCGCGGCCCGGGCCCCAGGCCCGGCGGGCAGGGACCUUGCAGCGCGUCCGGGAGCCAGGUGCCAGGAAGAAGGCAGAGAUUUGGUCUGCACACCCUGCCCAGUGCCUGUGCGCUCUGGCCUGGAGAAAAGAGAGGAUGAGAGGGGUGGAGAGAGGAGGGGAUGUGGCCGCGCCACCAUCUGGAGAGUGAAGACCCCAGCAAUGCCCUGCCUGCCUCAAGGCCCCUGACAUGCACACACAUGUAUUCCAAUUCAUAUACGCACUGCCACAAGGCUGUAGACAUCAGUCUCACAGGAGUACACGCUCACUCACACGGAAAAACACCCAGGACUCUCUCCCCGUCUACAGUGUCAGUAGAAGCUGAUGGAGAGUCGAGGUCUGGACCCAGGGACACGGGACUCCUAUGGUGCCAACAGCCACCUCCCCAACAAGGGGGCCCUGGCAAAAGCCAAGAACAACUUCAAAGACCUGAUGUCCAAGCUGACGGAGGGCCAGUAUGUGCUGUGCCGGUGGACAGAUGGACUGUAUUAUCUCGGGAAGAUCAAGAGGGUCAGCAGUUCUAAGCAGAGUUGCCUUGUGACUUUUGAAGAUAAUUCCAAAUACUGGGUCCUGUGGAAGGACAUACAGCAUGCUGGUGUUCCCGGGGAGGAGCCCAAGUGCAACAUCUGCCUGGGGAAGACAUCAGGGCCCCUGAAUGAGAUCCUCAUCUGCGGGAAGUGUGGCCUGGGUUACCACCAGCAGUGCCACAUCCCCAUAGCAGGCAGUGCCGAUCGGCCCCUGCUCACACCCUGGUUCUGCCGACGCUGCAUCUUCGCGCUGGCUGUGCGGAAAGGCGGCGCGCUGAAGAAGGGCGCCAUCGCCAGGACGCUGCAGGCCGUGAAGAUGGUGCUGUCCUACCAGCCCGAGGAGCUCGAGUGGGACUCGCCUCACCGUACGAACCAGCAGCAAUGCUACUGCUACUGCGGCGGGCCUGGAGAAUGGUACCUGCGGAUGCUGCAGUGUUACCGGUGCAGGCAGUGGUUCCACGAGGCCUGCACCCAGUGUCUCAAUGAGCCCAUGAUGUUCGGAGACCGGUUCUACCUGUUCUUCUGCUCCGUGUGUAACCAGGGCCCAGAGUACAUCGAGAGGCUGCCCCUGCGAUGGGUUGAUGUGGUUCACCUGGCCCUCUACAACCUGGGGGUGCAGAGCAAGAAGAAGUACUUUGACUUUGAGGAGAUUCUGGCCUUUGUCAACCACCACUGGGAGCUCCUGCAGCUUGGCAAGCUCACCAGCACCCCUGUGACGGACCGAGGACCGCAUCUCCUCAACGCUCUGAACAGUUACAAAAGCCGGUUCCUCUGUGGCAAGGAGAUCAAGAAGAAGAAGUGCAUCUUCCGCCUGCGCAUCCGCGUCCCGCCCAACCCACCCGGGAAGCUGCUGCCGGACAAGGGCCUGGUGCCCACGGAGAACAGCGCCCCCUCUGAGCUGCGUAAGAGAGGAAAGAGCAAGCCUGGUUUGUUGCCUCACGAAUUCCAGCAGCAGAAAAGGAGAGUUUAUAGAAGAAAAAGAUCAAAGUUUUUGCUGGAAGAUGCUAUCCCCAGUAGUGACUUUACCUCCGCCUGGAGCACCAACCACCACCUGGCCAGCAUAUUUGACUUCACGCUGGAUGAAAUCCAGAGUUUAAAAAGUGCCAGCUCAGGCCAGACCUUCUUCUCAGACGUCGACUCCACCGACGCCGCCAGCACCUCUGGCUCCGCUUCCACCAGCCUCUCCUACGACUCCAGACGGACAGUGGGCAGCCGCAAGAGGAAGCUGGCGGCCAAAGCGUACAUGCCACUGCGGGCAAAGCGGCGGGCGGCCGAGCUGGGUGGACGCUGCCCCUCGGACAGCAGUGCAGAGGGGGCCUCGGGUGCUGAGCGGCCAGAUGAGGGCAUCGAUAGCCACACAUUUGAGAGCAUCAGUGAGGAUGACUCGUCCUUGUCCCACCUCAAGUCAUCCAUCACCAACUAUUUUGGUGCAGCUGGGCGGUUAGCCUGUGGGGAGAAGUACCAGGUGUUGGCUCGGAGGGUCACACCUGAGGGCAAGGUUCAGUACCUGGUGGAGUGGGAAGGGACCACUCCUUACUGACCAGCCCCCAGGGGAUGCCAGGAGCCCUGGAAACCAAAGGAGAGACAGUGGACACCACAGGCUCCCCAGGUCUCUCCAGGCUGGGGUGGGGGAGGGAAGCAAGACAGAGCUGCAAGUGCCUGGCCAAAGCCCCGCCUGCCCACCAGGCCCGGGCCUGUGCCUCUCGGCUGGGCCCGGCCUGCGCGCGGGCCUCCUCGGGCUCACCACCCCUCUGCCUGUAUCUCUGAGGUCCCACUGGCUAUGGCUCCGUGUCUACACACGCCCUCAAACUGUUGACCUAUUCCUCUGAACUAGUGUCCUGCUGGCUCUGUGGCCUGUUCCUGAGGCCCGAGUCUGUCUUUGUCCCCAGUGUGUCCAGUGUCUCUCUCUCUCAUCCCUUUUGGGUGUGUAUUUAUACACCCAGUUUGCACACCUGAUCCAUCCCAGGAACCACAUAAUGAGAACAUAAACCUUGGAGAAAGGCUGGGUGAAGGUGGGCACGAGGAUGCCUUGAGGACCCUCUCUCUCAACUUCCUGCCACUCCUCCUGGCUUGGGGAAGAGGUGGUGAGGGUGGAAGAAGGCCUCUGAGAAAGCCUGUGUGGCAGGGACCCUGGGCUCUCAGGAUCUGAGGAGUAAAGAGGCCGAGUCCCUGCUUCAGAAGGCACCAGCACCAGAGCCCAAUGAUUAUGGCCAAGAAUGAAGGCUGCAGUGUCAGCUUCUGAGAACCCAGAAGUCUUCCCUUCCCUGGCCACACCCUCUCUCUGUUACCAUGGAGCUGGACCUGGCCUUGCAGACCGAAGGGACGGGGAGAGGAAGUGAGGGGAGGAAAGGAAGCCGUGUCCUGUUCCAGCUCAGCAGGCGUACACACACCACACACACAGCCACACGUUCCGCAACCCCCACCCCUCCACCCCCUGCCAGCCUGGCUCCUGCCCCUGGCUUUCCCUGGCCCUCUUCCCGGGGGCCACAUGCUGCAACUAAAUGUGAAAGUCUGGCUCCUGCCUACGAAGCAGCUCUGACCCCAGAGGGAAGUGUAGGGAACUCAUACCCUCUUAGCCCCUGCCCUGCCUGAAACUGACAAUCAUUUUGGGGGCAGGCUGGGAUUUUUAAAGGGCUUGAGUCAUUCAGUCCUCUCAAAGGGAAGCCUUUGGUCAGUGGGAGUAUAAACACAGUUCUUAGAAUCGACAUUUGAAACUCAGAUCCAUCUGGAGGGAGACCAAAAAUGGGAGGGGGAGGAGACGACUCAUUUUUGCUGCUUCCAGAGGUAUUAGAAACUGACUCACUUGAUUGGAAAAUAAUAAGUGCCUUGACUGGGGCAGGGGUGCACCAGAUGGGGACCAGCCUUGCCAGCUGCUGCUGUGGCCUUCAGCUUGGCUGGGUUUUGGAGGCUGCCAGCUGUAAGGCGAAGGCGGAUGGACAAUGGCGGGGGUGGGGGGCAGCAGGCCUGGAGCUGGUUUUCCUAUUAAUAGGCUGGCCUCCCUCCCCUUCUGUGAGCACUCAAGGGUCCCUGAGAUAGUUCAGAUGCCCCUUGCCUCCAACCUCAGCUCCAACAGUGCCUUUCAACUGGGACCUCACCUCCUGCACACAGCCCACGACUUCCCUCUGCUUCCCAGCAGUCUAGGCAGAGACCAGCUGGUUGGGCCCAGUUCUCUCCCUUCUCAGCCCCACAGCUGCUGCCACUGAAGACCCCAAGCUGGGGCCAGGUGGAAGGGGAGCUGAGAAGGCAGUGCCCAGUCCAGCUGGGGGGUGAGACCUGGGGUCCAGCUGGUGGCUUCCUGCCUGCUCCAGAGAGCUAACAACCCCCCAGGCCUCCCGUGCUUCCUCAGCAGCUUUCCAGGCUGAGAGCACAGGAUGGGCAAAGCCUGUUGGAGCUUCUGCGCCUCCUCUGCUCAAGCUCCAGAGGCUCUGGGCUUCAAGAGGGGGAGAGAGGGAGAGGGUGUCUUCCCCUCUGGAGAUCAGCAUACGGCCUGGCAAGGUCCCCCCCGACUCCACACUCCAGCAUUUCACUCAUACCUGGUAACAGCUGCAUUACUGCCAACUGACCUUAUCAUAACCCUGUGCACCUUCAAAAAGAUUUAUGGUUUUGAAUUGCUGCUUUUAGUAACAUUUGUUAUAUUAAAAUUAUAAUUAAUGUGUCUGAUCUACAAUUUAAA